AGUGAAAAACUCGCUGACGCUUUGUUAUAUAAUUUUUCUCUUUCUGCAAGAAGCAAACUGAAGGAUUACUCGUCAAGAAUCCACAAAAACAGUGUUUAUAUCAAGUUGGGUUUUUCUUUUUACUACUGCUAAGAAUACCCAUGCUGAUCAAAGCACGGAUGGAUCUGAAUGGCAUCAUAUUUCUCCUGGUGCUGUGCUCCCUCAACAAGCUGCUUCUGGCGGAAAACGCUGAAGACAAUUACCAGGAGCACCUGAACCAUCAUGGCAGUCAUCAGUCGACACCGCACCUCAUUGCCACAGCUCAAUAUGAAUGUUUCCAGAGGAUGAUGAAAGACUCACAGCGCAAAACAAGAGGGUCAGUCUGCAACACCACGUGGGAUGGAUGGCUGUGCUGGGAUGAAACAGAGGCUGGUUUAACCACAGAGCAGAGCUGUCCAGACUACUAUCACGAUUUUGACCCAACUGCGAUGGCAUCCAAAGUCUGCACAGAGACAGGCGAGUGGGGGCGCCACCCAGAGAGCAACAGGACGUGGACGAACUUCACAAACUGCCAAGCCGCGCCGCAUCACAGGGAUAACCCUGAUUCUGGGGCAAUGAAUCACUUCUACUUGGUUAUGAUUGGUCAUGGACUGUCGCUGGUGUCUUUGCUCGUAUCACUGGCAAUAUUCUUCCAUUUUAAGAGUCUAAGCUGCCAGAGGAUAACACUCCAUAAAAACCUCUUCAUGUCAUUUGUGCUAAACUCAGUCGUUACUGUUGUCUGGCUCACAACAGUGGUGAAGAAACAGGGACACACUUACAACGAUUCUGCGAGCUGUAAGCUCCUCAUGUUCAUCCAUCUGUAUCUGCUGAGCUGCAACUACUUCUGGAUGCUUUGUGAGGGUAUCUACCUGCACACUCUGAUUGUUGUGGCGGUUUUUGCAGAAAAACAGCAUCUCAUGUGGUAUUUUCUGCUGGGAUGGGGUUUUCCUCUGGUGCCUGCAGUGAUACAUUCAAUAGCGCGCCACUGCUACUACAACGACAAAUGCUGGGUCAGCUCAGAUACUUCUUUGCUUUACAUUAUUCAUGGUCCAAUCUGCGCCGCAUUGGUGGUGAACCUUUUUUUCCUGUUGAACAUUGUUCGGGUUCUCAUCACCAAGCUGAGAGUGACCCACCAGGCCGAGUCUAGCCUCUACAUGCGGGCUGUGAGAGCCACCCUCAUCCUCAUCCCUCUGCUGGGUAUUCAGUUUGUGUUGCUCCCCUACAAACCCCAGGACCCAAGGGUUGUUGAGAUCUAUAUGUACGUCAUGGAAAUCCUCAUGCACUACCAGGGUCUCCUAGUUUCUACAAUAUUCUGCUUCUUCAAUGGGGAGGUUCAAAGUGUUCUGCGGAGACACUGGAAUCAGCAGCGGAUGCAGUUCGCCGGCACUUUCGCCAAUGCUGACUUCUUUCGCUCAGCCUCCUACGUGGCGUCAUCGCUCACCGAGGUUCACCGCUGCUACAGCAUCGAAAGCCACACCGAGCACAUGAAUGGCAAAAGCUACUCGGACAUCUUCAGAUCAGACAGCCCUUUCGUGUGAAGGUGGUGCUUGAACUUUCGACAUUUGAGGCUCGGCAACAUCAUCUUUCACCAUCUUUAUGCUUCCUUGGAGUCCUUUUGUUUUUUUCAUCUUGAAACACAAAACAACUCUAUUUUUCUACUUUUUUCAUGAAUAUUGUCAAAAAGGAAGACCAAAGACAGUGUUUCUUCAUCAUUUACUACACACAUGAAUAUUUAGAAAGGCUGCAGACAGAUGAGGAUCACCCAUGAAUCAACCAGCCUCACUGUAUGGCGUUAACAAAAGGAAUUAAUCCUGUUGCAUCGUGUGGAUUUAACUUGAAGAUUAAAAAAAAAAAAGACACGGUUCUGUUACGAUCUUGCAAAGAGAGAAGUUGAUAUUUUUGAUCAGGCAGCAUUUAGAGGAUAUUGCUUCAGUUUAAAUGUGUUAUUACAGCGGGGGAUGUAGUGGAGGGUCAAAGCAUGAAAAUACUGUUUACCCACCUCUUAACAUCUGAAAGAACAAUUCAGAUUAUCUGUCUUGCACAAUAUUUCAGGGGCCAAAGUGGACAAGUGGCCCCAUUUGAUGCUGCAGACAUAUUUGCUUUGGAGUUAGCCUGGUAGGAAGUUCAAUAACAAAGAGGGAAGUGGUCAAAAUUCAGACAAAGUCACAAAAAGUGCUCUUUGGCAGUUGGUUUAUUUCUGCUUAGAGAGCCUUUAAUGCUUUCAUGUUAAUUAAAAUAACCCAGAAUCAUGAUUUCUAUGGUUAGCAGAGGCUACCAGCAUACUGAUCUGGGCAUUUAAAAUGUA
Molecule: messenger RNA, 2323 nt
Organism: Scomber japonicus (chub mackerel)
Lineage: Eukaryota; Metazoa; Chordata; Actinopteri; Scombriformes; Scombridae
Product: calcitonin gene-related peptide type 1 receptor-like
Exons: 13
Coding region: 141-1556 (471 amino acids)
Biological process (GO): cell surface receptor signaling pathway; angiogenesis; adenylate cyclase-activating G protein-coupled receptor signaling pathway
Cellular component (GO): plasma membrane
Molecular function (GO): adrenomedullin receptor activity; calcitonin receptor activity; calcitonin gene-related peptide receptor activity
Source: RefSeq, a predicted model, not a curated record